Molecule: messenger RNA, 1457 nt
Organism: Musa acuminata AAA Group (dessert banana)
Lineage: Eukaryota; Viridiplantae; Streptophyta; Magnoliopsida; Zingiberales; Musaceae
Exons: 2
Coding region: 535-846 (103 amino acids)
Source: RefSeq, a predicted model, not a curated record
ACAAGAUUAUGAGAGCUAAUUCCAGUGUGUGGCAAUGGGUAUGUUUUAACACUUAUCUACUUUGAUUUACUUUGCAGUGCACAGGCAAAAUGUUAUCUCUACUAUUAGUAAGAUUUUGCUACACAACAAAAUUCGAUUUAAGGAGGUCACAGGCAGGAGUACUCGGACAAAUCUGCCCUAUUGUAAUCUCUACCAAGGACCAUUUCCAACGAAAGAAAGCUGUCAACCAAAUAACCAUCAACAGUGACAGGAAAACAAAUGACACUAUAGAGAACUGAUUUCCAGGCCCUCCCUCCUGUCACAUCUUCAACCAUCGUUGUCUCACGUCCUACCUUAGAAAAUGCAGGAAAUUGUGAUUCAUUUCUUUUAAUCUAUGCCCUUCUUCUUGCCUCAAAGCAUACAAACACCUCUAACACAGCCAUCAGUGCCCAAGAUAACCACCACACACCACACCGACACAGAAGCCAUUUGCUACCACCACUACUUCUAACACAUCCACUGCAACAUCAUACUUCGCGUGAUCAGGAGACCGGCAUGGAAGUGGAGUCGGUUGAAUGCGAGUGCUGCGGGCUACAAGAGGACUGCACAGAUGACUAUAUAAGCAGCGUGAAAAAGGAUUUUGAUGGCAAGUGGCUGUGUGGACUUUGCUCUGAAGCUGUGAGAGAUGAGUUGAGCAGGGGUAAAAGGAAGGGCCAUGGGGUGGAUGAGGCCAUAAGGGCUCACAUAUCAUUCUGCAGGAAGUACAAGUCAAAUCCAGCAGUUCGGGUGGCUGAUGGGAUGAAACAGAUGCUGAGGAGGAGGUCUGGGGAAUUGUCGAAGAGUGCAUUGAUAAAGAAACAUGGAUGAAUGUCAAGCACAGGUAGAAGAUGAGUUGCUGGUUGAGUAGAUGAUGGCAGAGGUGAUGGAGAUGGUUAUGCGAAUCAAGGUGAAGGAACAGCAAAUGAGGAGAAAACACAUGAUAGGAUGGAGGGUGAAGCAGUUAUGUAAUCCAAAACAAUUUGUAAUCCAAUAUUUUUGUGCAACAUGUAAUAUUUUAGACUACAAAUCAUCCACUUGUUGCAUAUAAACAAUCAAAUAUUUGCAGAUGGAAAUGAUGGAUGUGUGUUUUUUUGUAGAUAGCAAUCAGGACACAGUUUCAAGAUUUGAAAACUUCUUACUGGUUGAUCUCACAUUAUUGCCUUUUGAAUUUAAUGUUAUAUAGUAGAAAAAGAAUUUUGGUCUGAGGUGGUCAUGGUAAUAAGUUUAAAGAUUACCUCAUAUUGUCAAAUUCUCAUUUGUAACAAAUUACUAAUAUGAUGCUCAUAUUUACAAGGCAAAGAACAUCUACUAUAUGACACUUCUUUAUACAAGGCAUCAAUCCUUUUUGACACCAAUUAAUGAAAAAAUGGUUUUGGAAGGACUUUCAGAAGCAUUAAAGUCUUGAUGAAGCUCAAACUCUUUUAUUUUUUGGAUUUGCA